AUGAGGAGCGUUACUGAGCAUCCGUUUUGGGAGUGUACUAAAUACGGAACACAUAAAGUUACAAACGAAAGUACACUGAAACGAAUUAUCAAUAAUUUUAUACAGUAUGGAACUAUUCAAAAUCAUAGACACGAUCUGCCAGGUCCUUCUGCGUCUAUAACUGUAGAAGAAAAUAUUGAAGCAAUUAAAAAUUAUUUCGAACAGAAUCCAAAUGCUUCCAUUCGGAAAGCUGCCCAAGCUCUUAAAAUAUCAAAAACAACAUUACACAGGAUUUUAAAAUAUUUUCUGAAAAUGCAUCCGUAUAAAAUAACAUCUCAUCAAUUGCUAACCAAGCGCGCUAUGUUGAAACGUGUGGAAUUUUGCAAGACGAUAAAUGGAAUGUUUGAAAAUGAAGAACUUGAUGAAAAAUUCAUAAUUUACACGGAUGAAGCACAUUUUUGGCUAAAUGGUUACGUGAAUAAGCAAAAUUAUCGAUUUUGGGGGUCGGAAAAUCCCAACGUUUCCCUGGCUAAAGCCUCAAUCAAAGGAAUUUAUCUGCAAUUCUUUGACUCGAUAGUCACUGGUGAAAGUUACAAGCAGAUUCUUGAACAAAAAUUCUUCCCUCAUGCAAAAAAAAAGAGGCCUAGUCAGAGAUUUUUAUUUCUCAGGAGGUCUUCGAAACAAUCCAUAAAGUGUAUGGCAGCC
This is a messenger RNA of Megachile rotundata (alfalfa leafcutting bee), 684 nucleotides long. RefSeq lists its product as uncharacterized. Lineage: Eukaryota; Metazoa; Arthropoda; Insecta; Hymenoptera; Megachilidae. Gene Ontology annotation, molecular function: nucleic acid binding. The record is from RefSeq and is a predicted model, not a curated record.